GCACGGGUCAUCACAGAAGCUAGCCACCCCUUCAGGAUAGUCCACGUCAACCCAUCCUGGAUGUCACUGUGCGGAUUCACCGAGGAGGAGGCGGUCGGAAAGACUCUCUCCAUUAUUCAGGGGCCUGCGACGGACUUCGAUGCCAUUCAGGAGCUGGAGAAAAACGUCAAUAGCUGCCGGUAUGCGGCAACGAUCCUGCUCAACUACAAGAAAGGAGGAGAGCCCUUCGUAAACUUCCUGCAAACGAUCCCACUGGUCAACGAGGACGGGGCUAUCACGCACUUCCUGGGGAUCUUAGAGGAUCUG
Guillardia theta CCMP2712 is the source of this 306-nucleotide messenger RNA. RefSeq lists its product as hypothetical. The annotation marks the transcript as partial. The record is from RefSeq and is a predicted model, not a curated record. Gene Ontology annotation, cellular component: nucleus. The transcript is spliced from 2 exons. Lineage: Eukaryota; Cryptophyceae; Pyrenomonadales; Geminigeraceae.